AUGAAAAAUGCAAGAAAGUUCAAUUGGACUGAUUAUUUUGAGGAGAAAGAUAAAGUCACACAAACAAAUGAUGUCACAGCAUUAUAUAAUACUACAGGCUCUAAGAGUUAUUACGUUUAUUUUUGCAUUUUUGACGAAUGCAAAUCAAAGAGUGCCAUUUAUAUCAAAAGAGAUAAUGAAAUUUGCACAUUACUUGAAGACAAUAAAUUUACUAGAUGCAAAUCCACUUCAGAAGGUGGAUCCGUUUACUAUGACUGCCAUCAGUCAGGACAGUUUGUUCAACAACGAAAUUCAUAUUCUGAGUCAAUAGCAAGUGAUUACAUGUCAUUUUAUCAAUGGGUUAAAUAUUCUCCUGAUUAUAAAAACUACGCUUUUCAAAUUUCAGUUUCAAAAUGCGGAGAAAGUGAAUCAGAAGGAUGGUAUGCAUUUGAUAUUGCAUGGGGUGAUCUACGUUUUGAGAAUAACAACAUCACUUACAACAAAUGCACUGCAGGUUCAUCAAUACAUAGUAUCCUUGAUGGAAAAUCAAGUACAUGUAAUUUCUCAACAUUCAAAGAAAACAACCAAGGUGGAAGUCCAUCUCUUGAAUUUUGGAGUAAUAAUGAUUCAUAUAUACAAACAGUUUCUUAUUGCAAUGUUAUUGGAAAUAAAUGCGGUACAGACAAUGACCAAGUUCUAUUUCGUUGUAAUUAUAAUACUAAUGUCGAUCAUUGCGUAUUUUUAAAUAACACUCCAGUAUAUAUGUUUGAUAUUUCUUAUAAAGGUUACACAUUGACUAUUACUGAUUCAUGUAUUGAAUCAAAUUCAAUAAGUACAGGAGGAACUGUUACAUUUGAAAGAGA
Molecule: messenger RNA, 842 nt
Organism: Trichomonas vaginalis G3
Lineage: Eukaryota; Parabasalia; Trichomonadida; Trichomonadidae
Exons: 1
Source: RefSeq, a predicted model, not a curated record